Messenger RNA from Chionomys nivalis (European snow vole), 1824 nucleotides. RefSeq names its product Sep (O-phosphoserine) tRNA:Sec (selenocysteine) tRNA synthase (gene Sepsecs). Gene Ontology annotation, molecular function: tRNA binding; O-phosphoseryl-tRNA(Sec) selenium transferase activity. NCBI's taxonomy places the organism in Eukaryota, Metazoa, Chordata, Mammalia, Rodentia, Cricetidae. The coding region runs from base 2 to 1516 and encodes 504 amino acids. Gene Ontology annotation, biological process: selenocysteine incorporation; conversion of seryl-tRNAsec to selenocys-tRNAsec. The transcript has 11 exons. The record is from RefSeq and is a predicted model, not a curated record.
CAUGAACCCCGAGAGCUUCGCGGCGGGCGAGCGGCGAGUUUCGCCGGCAUACGUGAGGCAGGGCCGCGAGGCUCGGCGUGCGCACGAGCACCUCAUCCAGCUGCUUCUAGAGCAGGGCAAGUGUCCAGAGGAUGGCUGGGAUGAAAGCACACUUGAGCUCUUUCUGCAUGAGCUUGCAGUCAUGGAUAGCAACAAUUUCUUGGGUAAUUGUGGGGUGGGAGAAAGGGAAGGGAGAGUGGCCUCUGCUUUGGUUGCUCGUCGUCAUUACAGGUUCAUCCAUGGAAUUGGGCGGUCUGGUGAUAUUUCUGCUGUGCAACCAAAAGCUGCAGGCUCUAGCCUCUUGAACAAAAUUACCAAUUCUUUGGUGCUUAAUGUCAUCAAGCUGGCCGGUGUUCAUUCCGUGGCCAAUUGCUUUGUAGUUCCUAUGGCAACUGGUAUGAGUCUAACCUUGUGUUUCUUAACAUUGCGACACAAAAGACCUAAGGCCAAGUAUAUCAUAUGGCCGCGGAUAGACCAGAAGUCCUGUUAUAAGUCCAUGGUCACUGCAGGUUUUGAACCAGUGGUGAUUGAAAAUGUGUUGGAAGGCGACGAGCUGCGUACUGACCUGAAUGCCGUGGAGGCUAAAGUCCGGGAACUCGGGCCUGAUCAUAUUCUGUGCAUUCAUUCUACUACAUCCUGUUUUGCUCCAAGGGUCCCUGAUAGAUUAGAAGAACUGGCUGUGAUUUGUGCUAAUUAUGACAUUCCGCAUGUAGUCAACAACGCUUAUGGAUUACAGUCUUCCAAGUGCAUGCAUCUCAUUCAGCAGGGGGCUCGGGUUGGUAGAAUCGAUGCUUUCGUUCAGAGCUUGGACAAAAAUUUUAUGGUUCCAGUAGGUGGUGCUAUAAUUGCUGGCUUUAAUGAAUCCUUCAUUCAGGAAAUUAGCAAGAUGUAUCCAGGAAGAGCUUCAGCUUCGCCAUCCUUAGACGUUCUCAUCACCUUGUUGUCACUGGGCUGCAAUGGCUACAAGAAACUGUUGAAGGAAAGAAAGGAAAUGUUUGUGUAUUUGUCCACCCAACUGAAGAAGUUGGCUGAGGCCUACAAUGAAAGACUGCUACAAACACCUCACAACCCUAUAUCUUUAGCCAUGACACUCAGGACAGUAGAUGAACAGCAUGACAGAGCUGUCACCCAGCUUGGUUCAAUGCUUUUUACCAGACAGGUUUCUGGAGCCAGGGCUGUGCCUCUUGGGUCUGUGCAAACUGUGAGUGGCCACACUUUUCAAGGCUUCAUGUCCCAUACAGAUAAUUACCCUUGUGCUUACCUCAAUGCGGCGGCAGCCAUCGGGAUGAAGAUGCAGGAUGUGGACUUGUUCAUAAAGAGACUUGAGAAGUGCUUAAACACCUUAAGAAGAGAACAAAAUAGAGCAAGUGCUGUGUCUGUAGCUGAUGACUGUAACAGAGCUGGAGAUGUGGACAUUGAGGAAAUGGCUUUGAAACUCGAUAGUGUGCUUGGUGACAAGGACCAACGACCUUCAUGACACAGGUUUCUUUUUGCUAUGGUUCAUACAAGCACUUUAAAGGAUAUAUUUAAAGUUUUGAAUUGAGAAUUUUAUAGAGAAUGUUCUGUCAAGGAAGAGACUGGUCUGAGGGUAGCUGUUGGUGAUUGCUGUCUUUUUAUCCUUAGAAUACCUCAGUCCUUAUGAUUCUUAAUAGGUUAUAACAUGCAGUCACAAUGAACAUUAUCUGAUUGUUAUAUUAGUUAAACAACACAAUUCAGAUGAUUCUUACUAAUAUAAACUGUAAAGUUACGUGUAAUUCUUAUUGAAAUACAGAGUGCUUCUUCUUA